AUGGCGAGCCAUCUUUCCGAAGACCAUCUGCAACUCCUCAAGAAGCGGAAAGACGAAGAGAAGAAACUCAGGAAUAUCGGUGUCCUACCUAGCCACGUCAAACCUAAACCCAAACCUACCGAAGUGAUCAUCAGCAAAAUAGCUCAAAAAAAAAAACAGCACAAAUUGCUCGAAGCGUCCAGGCUCCAAAAUAUUAAUAGCAGUAAAAAUGUUAAGAAUUCUAAGCGAGAGUUGGCGGUCCCUUCCGCCAUCACCGUCGCCCAACUAGCUCAAUUAACACACCAGAAACUAUAUAGAUUACGAUCAUUGAUGCAGUCGGCAGGCCUAUUGGAUACCAGGCCGGACCGGAUCUUGAGCACGGAUGACACGGCAUAUCUAGUACUAGAAUCAGGGUAUGAGCCUAUCGUGAACGACACGCUGGCCUACGACAUAUACCCAGACCCGACGAGUGCGGACCGGUCGAGGCUGCCGCUACGGCCACCGGUGGUGUGUAUCAUGGGCCAUGUGGACCACGGAAAGACGACACUACUGGACGCGCUACGGAAGACGGCUGUGGCGGCUUCGGAGGCCGGAGGAAUCACGCAACACAUCGGUGCGUUCGAGUGCGAUGCGCAGUCGGGGGCCAUGACGACCGACGUGGCCGUCCUAGUGGUCGCGGCGGAUGACGGAGUGAAGCCACAGACGAAGGAGGUGAUCGAGUUGGUCCGCCAGACCGACAUCGGCGUAGUAGUUGCCAUCACCAAGUGCGACAAGCCUGGGAUCGAUCUCCACCGGACUCGUGCAGGGAUCUAUGAGGCGGGGAUCGAGGUGGAGGGCUUGGGCGGGGAGGUGCCUUGUGUGGAGGUGUCGGCGGUCUCCGGAAAAGGCCUCGCCGAACUCGUGGAGACGAUUCUGGCGGUCGCCGAAGUACGCGACCUUCGUGCGGAACACGACGGAGUCCGUUUCGAGGGCCGGGUGAUCGAGUCGGACGUCGAGCGUGGACACGGGAACAUGACCUCGGUGAUCACCCUCCGCGGGCGUCUGCAUGUCGGGCUGGACAUCGUAGCCGGCCGGGCGUACGGUCGGGUCCGCCAACUGAUCACGGUUCUUGGUGAGCCCGUCUCCCAGGUCUCGCCGGGUCGACCGGUGCGGAUGACUGGAUGGAAGAGUCUGCCCGAGGCCGGCAGCCUUGUGCUCGGGGUCGAGUCGGAAGAGCAGGCCAAGCGUGCCUGCGAGAAGCGGGUGCUCCGGUUCGAGGAGCUCGGGCUGGCGGAGCAGAUCGAGCUUGUGAACGAACGACGAGCCCAGGCUCGGGAGGCCUUCGAGACCGGCAAGGCCGAACUGGAGGGCAUGACGCGACGCGAACGGCUCACCCAUCUCCGCGAACGCAACCAACAGGCCUCGGCACAGGCCAAGGCGGACUGGCGCAAGGAGCAAGAAGCCCCAGACUGUCUCAAGAUCGUCCUCAAGGCCGACUACACGGACACAGUUGAGGCGGUCCGAACGGCCAUCGAGGGCCUCGGGAACAACGAGGUAAAGGUCAAGAUCGUCGCUCGGGCUGACGCCAGAAUGGCCAUCGCCUCGGGCGCUACCCUUGCUGGCUUCAACGUCAAGAUCGACCCAAUGGCCUUCAGCCCAAUUGAGACACAUAAAGUCAAAUACACAAUCGAAUCAGUCAUCUAUCGUCUCGUCGAUAGCAUCACCAAAGAUCUUAUUCAGCUCCUCCCUAAACGGUUCAAGGAACGCGUCGUCGGCGAAGCUAAAAUCCUCCAGAUCUUCGAAAUCAACGGUCCGGCUCCCUCCAGGGGGUCUUCCAAAGUCAAGUCUAAGGUCGCUGGAUGUAAGGUUUCUAUUGGAGAAAUCAAGAAAACUUGCUUCAUCAAGAUUCUCCGGUAUAAGCAAGUAAUUUGGAAAGGUCAAAUCAAGGACCUAAAGCAAGGAAAGAAGGAGACGAGCGUGGUUCUGAAAGGGUACGAGUUUGACAUUUCGUUCAAAGAGCCGGAGCAGCCGAUCUUGUCGAGCAUCGAUGAGAGCGGCGCCACCAGCAACAGCGCCAAAAACGAAGAGAGUGGCCUGGCCGGGAGCGGGAGCGGGGGACAGGUGUUUGAUUGGCUCAAAGUCAACGAUGAGAUCCUCGCUGUCGACGAAGUUCCUAUCAAACGCUCCUUGAACGACGGCUUGUGA
Messenger RNA from Puccinia triticina, 2163 nucleotides. RefSeq lists its product as uncharacterized. The transcript is spliced from 6 exons. NCBI's taxonomy places the organism in Eukaryota, Fungi, Basidiomycota, Pucciniomycetes, Pucciniales, Pucciniaceae. Gene Ontology annotation, molecular function: GTP binding; GTPase activity. Bases 1 to 2163 code for a protein of 720 amino acids. The record is from RefSeq and is a predicted model, not a curated record.